AGGUCGGAGAUCUGAACAGACAUGUGAUGUCACAGACUUGGGGAGCAGGUGGGAGCUGUACUCUGUAUCAUCUCGAUAUCGUGGGUAGAAAGAAGGAAUUCCAGCUGGGAUUCAACUGCUGCUAGAACAACACACUCCCUUGGAGGCGGACAGUGUGUGUGUAUGUGUUUGUGUCUGAAGGUGGACUCAAAGGGCGGAGGUCAUUCUCCCCCCGGGCGCUGCUGACCGACCGACUGACCGCUCCGAGUGAGUGGUGCUCUCCAAGCAGCAGGAGCUGCAGCCUUCCACAAAGCCAGGAGGAGCAAGGGAGUCAAGGCGGUGAAGGAGGACAGAGCCGGCAGAGAGAGAAGGAGCUUCAGAAAGAGGAAGCAGGAGCAAGAGCAAAAAGGAGUUGCUUACAAGGAAGAGGAAGAAACUCCUCAUAACCGACUGACCGAUGCUUGCCUUUCUUCUCCUCUCCUCCUCUCCUAUCCUCGAUUCUUCUCUCCUCUAAUGUCCUGGCAGAAGACACAGCAAGAGCCUUAGACAGUAGGCGAAAGGAGUAAGAGCAGACAGAGGUGGGAAAGGAGGAAGGGAGGGGAGGAGGAGAAACUCCUCAUGACCAACUGACCGCUCCGCUCCACUGUGUUCCAGUUAUUGGCAGAAGCGACCGCCUCAGACGGAGGUAAAGAAGUGAAAGGAAGGGAAGAGAAGCGGCGAGAAGAGGAGAAGGCAGAGGAGGAGGAGAAAUUAUAACUCUGGGGAUCUUCUCCUCUGCCCCCGCGAAGCUGCUGGACGGAACCCCCAGCGCAUGUGGAAGGGCAUUCAGGGGCCGUGGCGGGUGGGGAGGAGGGCUGCUAAACUGAUGCUGGUGCGGUCGGUUAGUGCUGCCGUCACCCCUGCUGCUGUGGCUGACACUGCCGGAGGAGACCUAUUCACCCCCACAAUGGCUGGGUACAAUGAAAAUCCCCUUUAUUGAUUAGGAUGAACCAGAUUCUCCAAAUGACUCGUUCCCUGAGUAGACACAUUUGAAAGAGGAACCAUGGAUCUGGAUAACUUUCAAAACAAUACUCUAAAUGGGAACAUCUCAGAGGCCCACACCGUUCCGCCCAGUUUAUGGGAGGUCAUCACCAUUGCAACUGUAUCAGCAGUGGUGAGCCUUAUAACAGUUGUGGGCAACAUCCUUGUGAUGGUAUCCUUCAAAGUCAACAGCCAGCUGAAAACUGUAAACAACUACUAUCUACUGAGUUUGGCCUUUGCAGACCUCAUCAUUGGAGUAUUCUCAAUGAACCUGUACACCUCAUACAUACUCAUGGGCACCUGGACCUUAGGGAAUGUAGCCUGUGACCUCUGGUUAGCCCUGGACUAUGUGGCCAGCAAUGCAUCUGUAAUGAAUCUGCUGGUGAUUAGCUUUGACAGGUACUUUUCGAUCACAAGGCCACUGACAUACAGGGCGAAGAGAACACCGAAACGUGCCGGCAUCAUGAUUGGCAUGGCGUGGCUGGUGUCAUUUGUCUUGUGGGCACCGCCGAUUCUGUGCUGGCAAUACUUUGUGGGAGAGCGGACGGUUCCAUCCGACCAGUGCCAAAUCCAGUUCUUCAAGGAACCUGUCAUCACUUUUGGAACUGCCAUAGCGGCUUUCUACAUUCCAGUGUCAGUCAUGACCAUUCUGUACUGCAGAAUAUACAAGGAGACAGAGAAGCGCACCAAGGACCUGGCCGAGCUUCAAGGACUCACGUCGUCGGGCAACCCUGACAUUUCCAAACCCCAGCGGACCAUGAUGAAAUCUUGCUUUGGCUUUGAUAAGGACAGGGAAAGGACGCAGGCGUCAUGGUCAUCGUCAAACCAAAGCAAUGUCACCAUGACCACAGUACGAUCAGGUGAAAUGUGGAUCAAAAGUGAGCAGGCCCCGUCCUUCAACAGCUACUCGUCAUCGGAGGACGAGGAGAGGCCAGUGUCCAUGUCGGCCUCGCAAGACUCCCGCAGAGGUCACGUGCCAGGCGCAAACGAGAAUGGGCAGAUGGCAGAGUAUGACGAAGACUGCUACUUCAGCCCCUCUCCAAGACGUAGCUCCCAGAAAGGCAGCAAGAGGUGCAUCUCCUACAAGUUCAAGCCCCUCCCUCAGGAAGUGGGUCCCAAGCCGGUCAGCGAAACGGCCAGCAGCCAACAGACACCCAAGCUCACGUGCCCUUCCUCCGACACACAGCUGGCCCUCUCCCCCUCCUCUCCCACCGCCACCGCCGCCAGUCCAAUGGACCCCAACCUGAAGAGCCAGAUCACCAAGAGAAAGAGGCUGGUGCUGAUCAAGGAGAAGAAGGCAGCCCAGACGCUCAGUGCCAUCCUGCUGGCCUUCAUCCUCACCUGGACGCCCUACAACAUCAUGGUGCUCAUCUCCACCUUCUGCUCCGACUGCAUUCCCGUCUCACUCUGGCACCUGGGCUACUGGCUGUGCUACGUCAACAGCACGGUCAACCCCAUGUGCUACGCCCUGUGCAACAAGACCUUCCAGAAGACCUUCAAGAUGCUCCUGCUGUGCAAGUGGAGGAAGAACAGAGGCGAGGAGAAGCUGUACUGGUGCGGUCAAAAUCCUGCCAUUAACAGCAAAGUGACAUAGACAUGAGAGAAGUAAUGGACCAUAAAAGCAUUGAUUCAACUGUAAACUGUGCGUUCAGAUAGGCUCCCCUAACCUACAGGUGUAGAAUUAACCUACAGAGAGAGAGCCUGUGUGGAUUCUGGUCAUUUUCACUCAAAAGUACCUCGCAAAUGACAAGAAAGAUUUGUCUGGUUUACAAUGGCAUUUGCAGAAUCCACUGAAAGCUUUUGAGCUUGUAUGAAGAGGCAGGCUGUUUAGAGAUUUAUCCAAUUGUAGCACAAAUUUGAAUAUAGUUUGUGUCUGAAAAUUCUCAUGAAUUAUUGUAAAUACAGUUCAUUACUAAUACUAUGUAUGAUAUGUGCGUGUUUCUUUUCAUAUGAAUGAUCAGGUUCUUUCAUUUAUGUGUUUUCGAGAUUUGUUGUGUUGUAUUUAAGGGCUAUCCAGCAUGUGACAGAUAAACUUGGUAAAAUACUUGGUAUGGCACUACAAGUCUGUUAUGUGAUCCAUGUCAUGUUUAUGAAUUAACAUAUUGAAUCAAUUCACAGGUCACCAAAACCAAAACUCUCACCACUUAACUUGACAUACAGUACCGGUACAUUAUUUGAUACUCAUGUGCUUUUUGAUAAUUGUGCGUUUUUGUUCAAAACCUCAUUCUUGUCAUCCAAGACAAACACAAAGUUGUACUUGUGAAUGUUUUUGUUUUCCUAGGAUAUUGUUAUACCCCCUGGGAGAUUUGCCAUAGAUAUUGAUUUGAAAUCUAGUUUUAAUUAACAUUGCCUACAGGGCACAUUUAGUAUUACUAUUUAGGUUUUAAAAGCUUUUUUGGAAUGCACCCCUAUUGAGUGGUUGGCCUGUAUUUAAUAAAACAAGUACUCCAUCCAUUCUUGAAAUCUAAGUCGUGUGCUGCACUGUAUUGUGGAAAUGUGUGUGAAGCAACACUGUUAAUAGCAAGCCAAUUGUUGA
Molecule: messenger RNA, 3535 nt
Organism: Engraulis encrasicolus (European anchovy)
Lineage: Eukaryota; Metazoa; Chordata; Actinopteri; Clupeiformes; Engraulidae
Gene: chrm5b
Product: cholinergic receptor, muscarinic 5b
Exons: 2
Coding region: 1022-2593 (523 amino acids)
Biological process (GO): G protein-coupled receptor signaling pathway, coupled to cyclic nucleotide second messenger; adenylate cyclase-inhibiting G protein-coupled acetylcholine receptor signaling pathway; chemical synaptic transmission
Cellular component (GO): plasma membrane; synapse; dendrite
Molecular function (GO): G protein-coupled serotonin receptor activity; G protein-coupled acetylcholine receptor activity
Source: RefSeq, a predicted model, not a curated record